AGGAGAAGAAUUAGAGGGCUUGGAGUCCGAGAGAGAGAGAGAGAGAGAGACGGCGGACGAGCGAAGAAUGCAUUGCAGGGCAGCCUAUGGAAAGCAACGGGGACGAAGAAUGGAGCAGCAAGAGGAGAGAUCAGACAGGACGAGCGAGAGGAGAGGGCAGACGGGACGAGCGAGCGAGAGCGAGAGCUCGUGGGGGAUGGGGGAGUGCGGACCCCGUAUCUACAGCUGCAGCAACUGCCGCUGCCAUGUAGCGCAGCACGACGACAUCAUCUCCAAGUCCUUCACGGGAAGAAAUGGCCGGGCCUAUCUCUUUCAAAAUGUCGUCAAUGUUCUUGUCGGCCCGAAGGAAGAUCGGCAGCUAAUUACGGGACUACAUACAGUAGCAGAUAUCCAGUGUACAGAGUGCCAAGAAGUUCUUGGUUGGAAGUAUGAGAGGGCUUAUGAUGAAGCCCAAAAGUACAAAGAAGGAAAAUAUAUACUUGAAAAAGCUAAAGUCAUGAAAGAAGACUGGUGACAUAACCAGUUAUAUGAGAAGAAGAUUACAGCAAAACCACAGACAUGCUUUUCGAGAAGGUCUCCGAACAGGAGGUCCGACCAUCUGAACAAGAGUGGAGCUGCAGACUGCUACGUCAGACAUUCAAAUGUUCAAUCCUUCUUCUCCAUCUGUACAUAUAUUCAUGACAGAUUCUUUUGGAAAAAAAAUAUGCUUUUCAGUUUGUGUACAGUACAUCCUCUAUUUCAUUGUAGAUAUCCUCCGACUGGCUACCCAUUUGUGGCCUUUGACUUCUUCUCGUUCGUUUUCUUUCAUCACAUAGAGUAAAUAUGUAUAGGCUAUAGGCCGAACGGGUAAUGUUUGAGAUGCAGUUUCUGAGAUGUGGAGCUGCAGAUCUCUCAGAGCGGAGAUUGAGGGAGUAGCCGUUUCUGCAUCGAGGCAAGUCCAAAGUUGUAGUAUUGUAGUAUCUUGUGAAAAUCCUAGAACUCAAUGUUUUGAAGAGUUCUUCUCUCAAUAAACAGAUUCGGACUGCUUCUAUGG
Marchantia polymorpha subsp. ruderalis is the source of this 1033-nucleotide messenger RNA. The record is from the annotation of a GenBank genome assembly. NCBI's taxonomy places the organism in Eukaryota, Viridiplantae, Streptophyta, Marchantiopsida, Marchantiales, Marchantiaceae.